Symbiodinium necroappetens is the source of this 486-nucleotide messenger RNA. The record is from the annotation of a GenBank genome assembly. NCBI's taxonomy places the organism in Eukaryota, Dinophyceae, Suessiales, Symbiodiniaceae.
AUGGCAUCCAACUUUUGGAGUGCGUUGUCGGCGAGGGUGGAGAUGGUCCAAGCCAACCUCCAAACGGAGCUAGCCCAAGGACUACGGGACAAGGGGCUGCUGAAUGCGGAUGGGGCAUGGGUUUUUCUCGCCUGGGAUGCAUCCAGCAAGUCACUCAAGCCAACCACGCAGACACCCAUUCCAAUGUCGGAAAUGGUCCAGAUCAUCGCGAGCAUAGUGGAGCUUGUCAAGCUGCCGGCCAUGGUCAAUCAGUUCAAAGCCUUGAAGGCACUCAAGAGUGCGGACUUGAAAAGUCCGACAGUCGUCAUCCCAUGGACGAUGGCUGUCUCUCUUCGUCACGAGAGGGCACAGCAGCUUUGGCAACAUCUGAUGCGUUUGGUGGGGAGCAGCGUUACGCAACUCCUCAUGUGCCAGAUGCGCCCGGCAAACCUCAAGAGGUCGAAACUAAGCGAGCUAAUCGCCAAGUGUGUAUUCGGUCCGAAAUAA